Dentiscutata erythropus is the source of this 531-nucleotide messenger RNA. Lineage: Eukaryota; Fungi; Glomeromycota; Glomeromycetes; Diversisporales; Gigasporaceae. The record is from the annotation of a GenBank genome assembly.
AUGGGUGCAUCUGUUUCGAAAGCUUUAUUAAGGAUCUUUGGUAACAAAGAAAUGCGUAUAUUGAUGUUAGGUUUAGACGCCGCAGGCAAAACAACAAUUCUAUAUAAAUUAAAGCUUGAUCAAUCAGUUACAACGAUCCCUACUGUCGGUUUCAACGUGGAAACUGUGACUUACAAAAAUGUUAAAUUUAAUGUUUGGGUGAACAAAAUUCGUCCACUUUGGCGUCAUUAUUAUACAGGAACCCAAGGUCUUAUAUUUGUUAUUGACUCACAAGACCGCGAUCGAAUAGAUGAAGCACGCCAAGAAUUACAUCGAAUUAUUUCUGAUCGCGAAAUGAAGGAUUGUUUACUUUUAGUGUUUGCCAAUAAACAAGAUUUACCAGGCGCAAUGUCACCUGCAGAAGUCACCGAAAAACUCCAUUUGCAUCGUAUGCGUGAUCGGGCUUGGUACGUUCAUCCAUCUUGCGCGACCACUGGUGAUGGCUUAUUUGAUGGCUUGAACUGGUUAAGCGCAAAUACCAAAUCAAAAUAA